GGCUACCUUAUCUCUCCAAAACUUAAUUGUCAUCUUGAUAAAUUGCUUUUAUUCCUAAAUACUUAAACUUCAGAUUUAAAAAUAUCAAAAUUAAUAUUCUAUCAUGAAUCGAACUGAAACUUUCUGAUGGAUUCCGACAUUGAUCCCCUCCACUCUAGAGAAAUCUAUUAUGGAAGAAACCAAGGAACAAGAAGUCACCAGGUGCCAGAACAUUGUCUAUAAGAUUUAUCCAGACGAAAGAAAAAUUGAACCACUGGAUUCAGAGUUUGGAGAAGCUUCAGGAAAUAGCAGAAUCCAGAUUGGUUUCAGAGACUUUAAAAAUGUGAAACUUGAACAAAGUUUAAAGAAUCUCAUAUUCUUUGAUGUGAAUCGGAUUGAUUUUGAAAGUAUUGAUUCUAAGAAUAGGCAUUUAGUAGAUUUCUUAGAAUCCUCAUUCCCAAAUAAAACGAAUGAGUUCUAUUUUAACUCCAGGAAUAAAAUUGAUCUGAAUAGGUCCAAUUACUUAAACUCACUGCUCAGGCUCAGUUCUAAAGUCACUCAAAAAGUUUCAUUUAAUUCUCUAUUCAUUGGCCUCCCUCAACUGAAGAGAUUGGUGGCAGCUUACAAGCAUGUCAGAGUGUUGAUAUUGUGGGGUUCCAAGUUAUCAAUCCCAAGUGUUCCAGAUUUAUCAAAGGCUCUUACAAAUUGCCAAAUCCAGAAACUAGGUUUAUUCGGAUCAGGAAGCUAUCAUUUAAGUGACUGGAAGAGCAAUUUCUACCAGUUUAAGAACUUGAUACAAGGGCUAGCAAGUUCUCCAGAUUUAAGGUUGAGUCUCAAGGAGGUAGAUAUCAUCUACUGCUGAGUAAACCAAAAUGAAGCUCAACAGGUCUUUGAAGAAAACCAACUUGGAGAUGUGGAAAUAAUUGGUGGAAAUUAA
Molecule: messenger RNA, 916 nt
Organism: Moneuplotes crassus
Lineage: Eukaryota; Ciliophora; Spirotrichea; Euplotida; Euplotidae
Source: the annotation of a GenBank genome assembly